Alosa alosa (allis shad) is the source of this 3409-nucleotide messenger RNA. It is a transcript of the gene slc26a4, whose product is annotated as solute carrier family 26 member 4. Gene Ontology annotation, biological process: transmembrane transport. Gene Ontology annotation, cellular component: membrane. The transcript has 21 exons. Bases 370 to 2664 code for a protein of 764 amino acids. NCBI's taxonomy places the organism in Eukaryota, Metazoa, Chordata, Actinopteri, Clupeiformes, Clupeidae. Gene Ontology annotation, molecular function: secondary active sulfate transmembrane transporter activity; oxalate transmembrane transporter activity; bicarbonate transmembrane transporter activity. The record is from RefSeq and is a predicted model, not a curated record.
GUGUGUGUGUGUGUGUGUGUGUGUAUGCAUGAAAGAGAGAGGACACAUCCAUAUCAACAUGCAAUGGACAAGAACAAGAGCAAGCAGUACUGAGGAACUGAGGUACUGGAACGUUGUUACACUGAAAGAGCUGGAGUGGAUGACUAAGUGAGAGGAAGAAUGGAUCCAUAAAUAUCAACAUACCUGGAACUUCUUUUCUACUGAGGGAGUCGGAGCGGGGGAGGACAAAACUCCGAUGAAACUGAGAGGAUGUACUUUGACACCAAGCUCUUUAUUGAAGUUGUGAACAUGUACAAUCAGUUUCCAACUGUCUACAUUUGACAUCACCUUGUUUACGAAGACUAUUGUAAAAGGAUAACACUUGCUUUAAUGAACAAUAUGAAUCAGGAGUCUGUCAUGGAUCCUGACCUACCAGAGAAGCGGUACUCCAUCUCGCGGCCGAUCUACUCCACUCCGAGCUUUGAGGUGGACGGAGAACGCCAGGAGCGCCUGGAGGAGGACAGCCUGUCGGCGAGGCUCCACAAAUCCUGUGGAUGUUCAAGCAAGGGCUCUCUGCGGAUGCUAAAAAAGUGUUUACCAAUUAUAGACUGGGUCUCAAGAUAUCCAAUCAAAGAAUGGCUCCUCAGUGAUGUCAUCUCUGGAGUAAGCACGGGAUUAGUUUGCAGUUUACAGGGUUUGGCAUAUGCACUGCUGGUGUCAGUGGCUCCAGUGUAUGGACUCUACUCUGCUUUCUUCCCAAUUCUCACUUACUUUCUGCUUGGUACAUCCAGGCAUAUCUCUGUAGGUCCCUUCCCUGUGACGUGUCUGAUGGUGGGGUCAGUGGUGUUGAGUCAGGUGCCCAGCAGUCCACCUGUCCUGGCUGAGAAUGUCACACAGCCUAAUGGCACGGAGGAGGACCUGGAGGUCAGGAGGAUCAUGGUGGCCUCCACGAUGACCGUGAUGGUUGGCCUCUUUCAGGUGGCCAUGGGGUUGCUGCAGGUGGGCUUCCUGGUGCGGUACCUGUCUGACCCGUUGGUAGGGGGAUUCACCACGGCAGCGGCGCUGCACGUUUUCGUCUCGCAGAUCAAGAUUGUCCUCUCCGUCCCCACCGGCAGCCACAACGGCCCCUUCUCCAUUUUCAAAACACUCAUCGAUGUUUUCACCAACAUUCAUCUAACAAAUGUCGCUGAUCUUGUGGCUGGUUUGCUGACCAUUGCCACAGUGAUGGCUGUGAAAGAGGUCAACGCCAAAUUCCAGCACAAGAUACCCGUGCCAAUCCCCAUUGAAGUGUUGGUGACAGUGGUUGCAGUAGGGAUUUCUUAUGCAGUGGACCUGGAUUCACAUUACGGCGCCAGCAUUGUCCGCAGUAUCCCGCGGGGGUUUGUGGCGCCCCAGGCCCCAGACACAGAGCUGUUCCUGGACAUUCUUGGGUCCAGCUUCUCCACUGCGGUGGUGGGGUAUGCAGUGGCAGUGUCUGUGGCCAAGGUCUAUGCUGCCAAACACGACUACACCAUUGAUGGCAAUCAGGAGCUGCUGGCGUUCGGCGUAAGUAACAUCCUGUGUGGAUUCCUCUCCAGUUUCGUGGCCAGCACAGCGCUGUCCCGCACAGCAGUGCAAGAGAGCACCGGGGGGAAGAGCCAGGUGGCCGGCAUCAUCUCGGCGGUCCUGGUGAUGGUCGUAAUCCUGGCCCUAGGGAACCUUCUGGAACCACUGCAAAAGUCUGUGUUGGCGGGGAUUGUGAUCGCUAACCUGAAAGGAAUGUUCCUCCAGGUCACUGAAGUUCCGUCACUGUGGAGACAGAACAGGCCAGACUGUUACAUCUGGAUAGCCACCUGUCUGGCCUGUGUCGUCCUGGGUCUGGACGUGGGAUUAUUGGCAGGCCUGGUCUUUGAGAUGGCCACUGUUGUCAUCAGAACACAGUUUCCUUCCUGUUCAUCCCUGGGAAAUAUCCCUGGCUCUGACAUCUACAGAAACAUGAAAGACUAUAAAAAUAUUGCAGAAGUUCCUGGAAUAAAGAUUUUCAAGUGCAACUCACCCAUAUAUUUUGCCAACAUCGACUACUUCAAGGAACGUCUUAGAGACACGGUGGGCUUUGAUGCAGUGAAAGUGUUUAAGAAGAGGAACAAAGCACUCAAGAAAAUCCACAAACUCGUUAAAAAAGGAAAACUGAAGACUUCAGAGGAUGGCAUAGUGUCUGUGGUGUCACUGGGUGUGGACAAUGAGGCGUUCGAAAGUGAGCCUCGGGAUGUGGAGUCGGUGGAUGUGAGAGUGGACUGGACUUCAGACCUGCCUGUCAGUGUGUCGGUCCCACAAGUUCUCAUCCACAGCCUAGUGCUGGACUUCUCUGCAGUCACCUUCAUGGACGUGGUGGCAGUGAAGUCCUUACGACUGGUCAUUAAAGAAUUCCUGCGAAUAGGUGUCACCGUCUACAUUGCAGGCUGUGACGAUGACUUAAUCAGGAGAAUGGAGAGUCUGGCGCUCUUUGAUGAUGUCGUGACCAGAGACCUGCUCUUCCUCUCAGUGCAUGAUGCCAUCCUCUUCAUCAAACUGGAAGAGGCCAGUAAGGACACUCCAAAUCCUAUCAUAGACAAGGACAACAAGGAACCUUUGCCCUUCACUGAGGAAGAGGACCUGAUAGAGACCUAUGACAACCAGCCAAGGGCCAUCCAUGAGCUCUCCAACUAAAGAAGAGGCUAUGGAGACAGUCCUGAACCCUUCUGCUAUUUUUGCCACUUCCCACAUGCAUUGUUGUUUCUAGUGAGAAAAGUGGAAGACACUUCAUAUUCAAGAGCGGACUUUCCUGUCCUGUGUGUUCAAUGUCAGUCUUUCUCAAACUGAUUUGCUUGAAGGAUGAUUCUCCCAUUUAUGACCUUUUUUACUCUGCUAUCAGAUUAAGGACCCACAAUGUUUUUUGAGCUACUGUAUGUUAUGAAAAUAGAGUCACAUCAGACACACUUUGUUUAGUAACUUGGUCACACUUGGUCACACUUUGUGUCCAGGGAGAUUUGGAGUUUGGCUUGCGUUUGUCUAAUGAGUUAUGUGAAAACAAACAAUGUCGGCGCAAAACAAAACAAAAACACCAGCGGAUGCUUCUAUCCUAGAAGCUCCCGCUGCGUAGUGGAAGCACAUCGGGCGGACAAUAAAUAGACCUCUUCCUCUUCUGCCCUGCCUGACCCUACCAGACGCCAUGUGGUUGUAGUUGUGCUUCUGUUAGUGUAUGUGUGUGUGUGAGUGUAUGUGUGGAGGGGUACAGAUUUGGAAGGACACAAAUGAUUUUGUAUGACCCCUCAGAUUUGUCUCAGAGAUUCUUGGCCUGUUUUUAGUAGAUAGUCUUGGAAUCAGGGCUGGAUGUAAAUCCUGAUCAAAACAACAUGAUUCACUGCAUGGACCACUUUGAUUUAUCAAAUAAAAAGACAGGCAUUUCUUAUAA